AUGAGUGGGUGAUCGCGUGAGAGAGACAAAAAUAACGUGGUGGGUAAGCGUCGUCGCGACCGGGAUACGAACCAACAGGUGAUGCUAGAGACACUCCCUUGGACUUGUUUCUUUCUUGAACACCAACGUCACGGUUCUUGUCGAAGGUUAACAAAAGUCACGCGUGUUUUCAUCCUCAAUAAGUGCAUCCUUGUUUUAGAUUUUUUACAACUUAUCCCACAUUUUUAUUCCUUUUUUACAUCAACUUAAAUAUGUUUAACUUUUACUACUCAUAAUACUUUAAGUGUUAAUAUAUUUAAGUGAUGAAGCAUUUGGACGUGACGAAAUUAUUUUAUAAAAAAUGUGACAAGUGAUUUAUUUAUUAGUUUCAUUUAUUUUAAUAUAUAUUUAUAUAUUUAUGUAGAGAUAACUGUUGAUUUAUGAAAGUGGUUAAUUAUUAAGUAUCAUAAAGAUGAAGUCAAAAUAAUAAUAUUUUGUGCAGACAGAAUCGAUCCACGUGGGAUUAGAUCCUUUUUAAUUUGCCCAAAGGUACCGCGCUUUAGCUUGUGUAGAACUUUGUGAAUAAAGAAAAAAAAAAGUAUGAAAAAGUAGUAAAACUGAAGUCAAGUACUACGAAGCUUUUUAUGAGAGAUAUUUUUUGUUUUUAUGGAGAUAUCACGAUUGAGCUUCCAUAUGAUGAAUAUGUGGAUGAAGAUAAAAAAAAAUACUUAUUUUAAAUAACACUUUUUUAUUUAUUUUUUUUUUCUGAUGAUAAUAAUUAUGAUUAUGAUAACUACUUUUAUAAUUAUAUUUUAAUUAAUAUUAUGGUGCGCGUAGAUUGUACUGUAUAGGAUGUAAUUAUGUUAAUUAGUGAGUUGUUAUUAUAUAUAGUGAAAAACAAAUGCGAGAGAUGAAAAUUCUACAAAGUUUUUUCCUAGUUUAAGUCGCGAGUUUCGAGAGUAAAUUUUUUUUGAAAAAUAAAAAAAAAGAAAAGCUAAAGUUGGAUAGUUUUUUUUAUUGACAGAGAAAAGUUCAAAGCGAAUUUAUGCUGGUAUUGGAACUGAUGGAAUUUUUUUUAACAGCGAAUAGUUUUAUGGGUAACAUGUUGUGACACGUAUUAAUUGCACUUUAAAAGUUUUUUUUUUAUUAUUGAGUUGGUUUUUAAGAGGAAACGAGAGCUGCUAAAUAAUUCUGAAGUUUCAGGAGCGUCCAGGAUGCCCCAGGGGAGUAUUCACUGGCAAGGGACUGAAAGGAGAGCCUGCGGUCCUGGUGCGCAGUGGAAUGUUCAGGUUGUACGGGGUAAAGUGACCACAAGAUGUCUGUGGCACGCUUGUAGAGCUUUGGGAAUUGGAUUACUGCUGAUGCUUUUAGGAGCUUGUAUGGCAACUAUCGGCUACUACGCAGAUCAGUUAUCCGUAGCGCAAGAGAUUAGAGGUAACAUGACGGUAAGAGUGAAGAAUGAAUCGAGAGGGUUUCAUCUCAAUAAUCUCAGUUACGCUGGACCUAUUGUUAUGGGAGUUGGCGGUUUUAUAGUAGUGGCGGCCUGUGUGAUGACCUUUGAAGCUCGUGAUAGCGCAGCGAAAGUUGUGCCGGCGCGAUAUCGCUUCAAUCAAAGUUCGUCAUCAAUAAAGUAUUCACGGAACCCACGACCACGUCGUUCAACGUCAUGUCAAACGACGCGUUGGGAUCAUCAAUUAGGUUUAUUUCGCGUGAAUCGCAGCCCAAGUCCAAGUGCCCAUGAGAUAGCGCGUAAGCAAUUGACAGCCGAGUUUAUGCGGUUCUCAAGAAAUCUUUACGACAAGGGAUCGCCAACUCACCCGCUAAAAAAAAGUCCAAGUGCACCGUCUUUGGUGAUGAAAAAAUCACCUUCUAAAAGAAAAGCCUCUAAGUUUUCUGGUUGUGCGCUUUUAAAUCCGGAAUUACUUCAAAGACACGCUUUGUCAGUUGACAAUCCACAAUACAGCCCUCCACGAGUCAGCAGAGAGAGUCUCGAGCACAAUAAAAUGAAUGGCAGUCAAGUUUCAAUGGCUAUGGAUCUUUACAUCCCUAACAAAGGACCUGUUACGCUCAAAGUUAAAGACAGAUCAGAUACUGCUAGACGACAUCAGUUAUUACGGCAAACUAAAAUUGAGGAUCUUGAUGAAGAAGAAGCGAAGCGAAUUCUCGCAAGAAGAAAACAACACUCUGAUUCAAUAGCUUACCCGCUGGGUGCAUGCACGAAAUUACCCGUGGACCUGAUUAUGUCACGUAAAAGAGCCUCGAUAGAUGUACGAUUAACCGACGAGCAUGGAACAACUGGCUUACUGAGUCGUGGUAACACUUCGCCCCGGGACUUUCGAAAGUCAUCCUCGUCUAACUUUCGAAAUAUGUCCUUUGACAGGGCGAGUGGCUGCGAGCGCCGUCCCGAUCGGCCAUUACGAAAAUCUAGUCUCGAUUUUAGAAAAAGUCCAGAUUUUCGGAGAUUCGAUAUUAGACAUUUUAUCGAAGAACUUGAUCAACGAGAAAGAUCGAAUACAACAGACAGUAUUCGACAGCGACAAAAAUUAUAUCAUUCAAGAUCCGAUGAUAAUAGACGUACGUCAUUCGAUCGAAAUCGCCGUGAUUCACAAAUCAGCCGUCAUUCAUUAAAUGUACCUAUUGUCGUUGAAGGCUGUAGUCCAGAAUACGAGCUCAAGUAUUAUGACACGAAUUCUCUUGAUAAAGACGAAAUAGGUUCAACUGUUUCCGACGACAGUCAUGGUACUGAUGUCAAAGAAAAUCAAGUAAGUGUCACCGUCUCCAUUGAAGAGUAUCCUAAUGACGUUGAUAUGCCAUUUACCCUCGUCGAGGAACCCGAGUUAGAAAAUAAUGCAGCAGAAAAUAAUAAUAAUAAUAAUAACAAUAAAAAUAAUGAUAAUAAUAAUAGUAAUAGUAAUAAUAAAAUCGCAAAUAUUUUUAAUGAAGACGAUGAUACCAUAAAAUUCAUCGAUAGAAGUUGUGAAGAUGACAAUGAAAUUGUCCUUGAUGUUGAAGAGUAAAUAAAUAAUUGAUUAAUUUUUUAUAACAAAAAAAAAACUCAAUUAAUUAUGAAAUUAAGUAUUUUAAUAAUUUUUCUAAUUAUAAAUUUUAUAACAACUUGAAAUUUAAUUUUAAUAUUUGAUAAUAGUGAACAGUAUCAACGGUUUAGCCCUUGGGGCCUUUGGCGUGGCAGAAAAUUGACUUUCACUUUUGUGACCCCUGACGAUUUAACAUUAAGGGUUUAUUUUGCAAUAUACCCGAAAUCGUAUGAGUAAACGUAUCGUAUACAGUAAAAAAUAUUGUGUAUCUGUGUUAAAAACGGUCCGUAUUCAAUUUUUUGUGUUGAUUAUUUUGUGUCGAAUCAACACAAUUUUCUGUGUUACUUUCAAAUUUUUAAUCGAUCUACUAUUCAACACUUUAAAAGUGUUACCUAGUACAAAAUCGAUAUUAUCAACAUUUAUUAAGUGUUACUUUAAAAUUAACACAUAAAAAAUGUUGAAGCGACAGUUGAAUUGUGUUAAAAAAAAAACUUUCUUCUAUUCACGCGGGAAGCGCCAUUAAGCAUCAGUUUUGCUUGGUUAGUUAUUAUUUUUGUGACAUUGAUUUUAUUUAUUUUCAAUUAGACAUAAAAAAAAUAAAGUUGACAAAGUUCAUGAUUCGCAUAGUAAAAAAAAAAAAAAUUAUUUAAAAAUUGCAUC
Microplitis mediator is the source of this 3674-nucleotide messenger RNA. RefSeq lists its product as uncharacterized. Lineage: Eukaryota; Metazoa; Arthropoda; Insecta; Hymenoptera; Braconidae. The record is from RefSeq and is a predicted model, not a curated record. The transcript is spliced from 7 exons. Bases 1194 to 2996 code for a protein of 600 amino acids.